Sphenostylis stenocarpa is the source of this 2160-nucleotide messenger RNA. The record is from the annotation of a GenBank genome assembly. NCBI's taxonomy places the organism in Eukaryota, Viridiplantae, Streptophyta, Magnoliopsida, Fabales, Fabaceae.
AUGGCGUGGCGGGAGCUUGGAAAGAAGAGAAUAUGUAUGAAUUUUACUAGAGCUUUGAUUGCAAAGCCAUUUAGGCAUGUGACAGGAUCAAGUUUUGCUUCCACCUUUGCUGCACAAUCUGUUUAUGCAUCAGCAAAAUGCAUGACGGAUAUCAUCAGCCAAUCAUCUCAGGGAGUGGCUGGUUUUGGCAGUGAGACUAAAGAAUGUGGAAUACGGUGCUUCCACUCUAGUUCGCAAGUCUGGGCACGAAGUGAUGGACCAUUAGGUCUGAAGACCCCAAAGAGGGGGAAAUAUGUGAAAAGGGUUGGUAGAAACCAGCCACCUGUUGAAGCUCCUUAUGUCUGUCCUAAUGUCACAGCUAAAAAAUAUAAUCCUGAUAAAACAAUAGAAAUAUUUGAAGGCAUGACUCUUGUUGAACUGGCAAAGCGCACUGGAAAAUCAGUAUCUUCUUUGCAGAAUAUCCUCUCUGAUUUUGGUGAAAAGGUUGAAUCAGAGUUUGAGCUUCUGACCGUGGAUAUUGCUGAACUUGCUGCAAUGGAGGCUGGCAUCAAUGUUAAGAGGCUACAUUCCACCGAAGGUGCUGAAAUUUUACCUCGAUCUGCAGUAGUAACAGUGAUGGGUCAUGUUGAUCACGGUAAAACAUCUCUUCUUGAUGCCUUGCGUCAAACAUCUGUGGCAGCCAGGGAGGCUGGUGGCAUAACUCAACAUCUAGGUGCUUUUGUGGUGGUCAUGCCAUCAGGAGCAUCAAUCACAUUUCUUGAUACUCCUGGUCAUGCAGCAUUUAGUGCAAUGCGGGCAAGAGGUGCAGCAGUUACAGAUAUAGUGGUGCUGGUUGUUGCUGCAGACGAUGGAGUCAUGCCUCAAACACUUGAAGCUAUGUCCCAUGCAAAAGCAGCUAAUGUACCAAUUGUAGUUGCAAUUAAUAAAUGUGAUAAACCAGGUGCAAAUCCUGAAAAAGUUAAACUGCAGCUUGCUUCAGAGGGCUUGCUGCUGGAGGAAAUGGGUGGAGAUGUUCAGGUUGUUGAAGUUUCAGCAACUGAAAAAAUUGGACUGGAUAACCUUGAGGAAGCCUUACUACUUCAAGCUGAUAUGAUGGAUCUAAAAGCGCGGGUUGAUGGGCCUGCCCAAGCAUAUGUGGUGGAAGCAAGACUUGACAAAGGACGGGGUCCAUUGGUAACUACUAUAGUAAAGGCAGGGACUCUAGUUUGUGGUCAGCAUGUGGUUGUAGGUUCACAAUGGGGAAGAAUAAGGGCUAUUAAAGAUAUGGCAGGGAGGUUAACUCAACAAGCAACACCUGCUAUGCCUGUUGAGAUAGAAGGGCUUCGAGGGCUGCCAAUGGCCGGUGAUGAUGUUAUUGUUGUUCAUUCUGAGGAGCGAGCUAGAAUGCUCAGUUCUGGUAGGCAAAGGAAAUGUGAGGAGAACAGGCUUAGGAAUAAGAUGAUACAGGACAAACCAUCUACUUCAGAUGAUUCCACGGAGGUUCCGCGGAGGGUUGAAAUGCCAGUAAUAGUAAAAGCAGAUGUUCAGGGAACUGUCCAAGCUGUCACUGAUGCAUUGAAAACUUUAAACAGUGCUCAGGUUUUGGUGAACGUUGUCCACGUUGGCGUUGGACCACUUUCUCAAUCUGAUGUAGACUUAGCACAAGCUUGCGGUGCUUGCAUAGUUGGAUUCAAUGUCAAAAGUCCUCCCACUGCCCUUAGUCAGGCAGCAAAUCGUGCCAGUAUCAAGAUAAUUCUGCACCGUGUAAUUUACCACCUCUUGGAGGACAUAGGCAAUUUGAUAAUAGAGAAGGCCCCUGGGACGUGUGAAACCCAGGUUGCUGGACAGGCAGAAGUGCUUGACAUCUUUGAAAUCAAAGGGAGCAAGUCCAAGGGUCCUGAUGUGAAGAUAGCUGGUUGUCGUGUUAUUGAUGGUUUUGUGACAAGAUCAGCGACCAUGAGGCUUCUGAGGAGUGGGGAAGUCGUGUUUGAAGGACAUUGUACAUCUCUUAAGCGGGAGAAGCAGGAUGUGGAUACUGUGAAAAAGGGAAAUGAGUGUGGGCUAGUAAUUAGCAACUGGUAUGAUUUCCAAAUUGGUGAUGUUAUUCAGUGCCUGGAACAAGUUGUGAAGAAGCCCAAGUUCAUCAAGUCAGAGAGUGGUGCUGUUCGAAUUGAGUGCUGA